Dinoponera quadriceps is the source of this 3771-nucleotide messenger RNA. Its product is annotated as zinc finger protein Elbow. Lineage: Eukaryota; Metazoa; Arthropoda; Insecta; Hymenoptera; Formicidae. Gene Ontology annotation, cellular component: nucleus. Gene Ontology annotation, biological process: negative regulation of DNA-templated transcription. The transcript has 2 exons. The record is from RefSeq and is a predicted model, not a curated record. Bases 507 to 1970 code for a protein of 487 amino acids.
UGUCGAGGAGGAGGCACCUACGAUGUUGUCGCUGAGACGCAAAGGAGGAGUGAGGCUCCCCGGGGGAGCGAGUCUGCGGUGUGUGGUGGGAGAAGUCAGCUGAACGGUGGAUCCGCAGGGGUGAGCGGCGAGAAGGGCGACCGCGCUCCACGUCGACCGCGCGAAGCGGCUCCAGUCGUGAGUCAAGCCUCGUCACGUCGAUUUCUCCUCUACGAACGUUCUUUUCCUCUCACCUGUUCGAACGUAUUGUCGCGGUGUGCCGCGUUUGGCGUAUUGUGUGCGCGAGAAAGUGUCGUUCGUUGUCGAAAACCAGCCUCAUGCAUGGCUACGUUCAGGAGUGAUACUAUUGUUUCGUUAUUGCAACGGAUAUAGAAGGGAGGAGAGAAAAGUGAGAAUCCCAAGUUUUGAUUCACCGAUGAGUCGAGGAGUGUGCUAAAAAAAAAGUGGUGCUUUCGUUCAGUACAACCGACGGUGUGUGAGCGAGGAUCGACUGCGAAGGUUUUAAGAUGCUGACGUCCAAUGCGAAUCAGUAUCUCCGUCCUGAAUAUCUCACACCGUUACCUACUACGUUAGACGCGAAGAAAAGUCCACUCGCGCUACUCGCUCAAACCUGCAGCCAGAUAGGAGCGGAUCCCCCGUCCAACAAGUCGCUACUAAGUUCCUUGGACAAAUCGUCGAGCAACAGAUCAUCCAAAGCCGCGGAGCAAUCCCGCGAAAAGUCCUCGCCGGUGGUGACAGUGUCGGGCCCGACGGUCGAAACGACGAAAACCAGCUUCAAGCCGUACGAAUCCUGCCUGGGACGCGAGAAAGCGUGCAGCCCGGACGAACCGCGAUCGGCGUCGAGCCAUUCCGGCCGGUCGAGGACUCCCGGUAGCGGCGGCAAACGAUGCCCCAGCAACCAGAGCGCCGCGUCGGUGCGGGCGGUGACGCCACAACAGGGCAGGAGAACGCCGAAUGGUGAGGUCGCGCGGGAGUCGCCGGCUUUCAGGAGUUCGGCGCCAACGAGCGCGACGGAAACUACUACCUCGAGUCAACCAACCGUCAGUCCCUCGUUACAAGUGAAACCUGCCUACAGUCCCGCGGGCGUGCUAGCGAUGACCGAUCCAUCCAUCAAGGAUCUCCCCCUGGGCACGUUCAAGCCGGGCGUCAGCCUGCCGACUUCCACCGCAGCCUAUCUAGGCUACAGCCCCGGUCCCAUAGACGUGAUGGCCAGCUCGCUCAUGUCUCAGCAUCACGCCGUGCUGAAGAACGGCCUGGUCGCGACGAACCCUUACCUCGGCUACGCGAGACUGAAGAGCGGCGGCGGCGCUGGACCGGCGGACAGCUUGAUGCCGGUAUGCCGCGAUCCCUAUUGCACCGGCUGCCAGUUGAACUCGCACCUGCUGUCGAACUCCACGAGCACGGCCGCCAAUGGCAAAUUGCCGUCAGGCGCGGCUUCCUGUCCGGCCGGGUGCGCCCAGUGCGAUCACAAGCCCGGCGCUUCGCCUUACGGGCCGCUCGCCUACGCGCACGCGCAAUUAGCCGCGUUAGCCGCGGUCUCGCAGUUACCUUACGUGUGCAACUGGAUCGCCGGCGACACCGCCUACUGCGGCAAGAGAUUCGCCACGUCGGAGGAGCUGCUGCAACAUCUCAGGAGUCACACGAGCGUGUCGACGGCCGGUGGCGCGGUGGCCGAUCCCGCGAGCGCGGCCGCCGCCGCGCUCUCUCUGCUGUCGCCCUCGGUCGGAUUGCCGCCGACUCAUCCCCUGUUCGCCCGAACUUACCCCACGCCGCCCUUGAGUCCGCUCGCGACCGCGCGCUACCAUCCGUACGGGAAGCCCUCGCCGCUGAUGCCGCCGUCUCUGCCGUCGUUGGGCCUGCCGCUGCCGCCAUUGCCGCCGCCGCCGACCGCCGCCGGCCUGCCGGCGUACUUCUCCCCGUAUUCUCUCUACGGGCCCCGUCUGGGCGCAUCCUCCGGUAUGCAUCAAUGAGUUCUCGCCGAAGGCUGAACUGUGAUUUCUCUCUACGAAAAUACGUAAGCGUUUUGCGCCGGAUGAGAUCUCGAGCGCGAUCUCAGUGCGACCGAAUUCUUUCGCUCGGUUGGUCUUCCGCAAAUUUUCUGCAAAGUUUUUCAUCUUGUAUCGCGAAACUUCACACAGGAUUUGAAGAAAAAAAACGCAUGUUCAACAACAUUCUCUACCUUAGGCGCGAAACCAACUCUACUACGUCUCGAUGUUAACGCAAAUAGGUUCGUUGUACUGUACAUGAAACGCUUUAGCAAAUACAACGUUAAAGAUAACUCUCAAUAGAUAUCGACUCGUCGAGGGCCCUACUCCCCGAGUACCGCUCUGCGAUCGGCGAUAAAAAAAGUGCUCUCAAACAUCCACGUAUGAACAGCCUUUGCUGUUCUCAUCAAAAUAAAUCCCUACCUCAGCUAUAUAUCAAUAACCUAACCUUACUUAACCUAAUUUAACCUAACCUGUAACAUCACCAAAAUCGUUGAGGAAAGGUCACAUUUCUGUAUAACUGGCUCGUGUGGAUAAUGCCUAUCACUUACGAAUGCCUAUGGAUUGCAUUCGGAAAGACUAGCCUGAUGCAUCAAACUAUUGGCUACCUUCGCCUGCAUAGUCUCUUAGAUUCGUAGUUUUCUCAUAUUUGCCACAAGUGCUGCGGUAUAUCGAGCCAAGCGACUUUCGAAUAACGUUGAACUUGUCGAUUAAGGUAGUUGUUCCGCUCGGUAACAAAUUUCCCUCAUAAAUAUAUUAUUUAUCGAACAAAACUACUUUUGUAUUAAUUUAAUUCCCUCAGGCCCGGUCUUUCGUUCUCUGGUUAACUUGUGAUCUGGUACACUUGAUCUGAUGAUAACGUGAAAAUUAUGUAUUCAUGGUUAAUUGUUCAAUAAUUCAAUGUUAAAUUUUAAAACUUACUACUAUAAAACCAUCAGAGUUUAAUGAUUAAAUUAUAAAUAGAGAAACACAAUUGUUGCGUUAUCAUCAGUUUUAAUCUAAAUCACAUGUCCAUAAAAUGAGAAGUCGGCCUAAAUAAUAAAUAUUAAUUUGGAGUGAAGUUAAGGCAAAUAUUUACACGAUACUAUAAAUACGAGAAUAUUUAUUUUCCGUUCUUCUUAUUAAUGCUUUAUAUUUAUGCAUUAAUUCGUUUAAUAGAGGUAAGUGAUAAAAAGAAGUGUUAAAUAUUUAAAUAUGUGUGUAUAUAUGUAAGUAUCCAAAGGAUAUAAUGAGUGGGAAAUGAGUUCAUAACUUAUAGUAGUAUUCAUUUACGAGACAACUACCUUAAUACGAAGACAACGUGAGGCUGAGAAUACGUACGCCCCCGUAAAAAAAAAUAAAAAAAAAUUAAAAAAACUUAAUUUAUGCGUAAUUACAAACUAUCGUCAAGCUAGCAACAGGUUCUUUCAUGUAUACUUUGGAGCAUCGAAAACAAUUCGCGUUUAGAAUAGGAAACGAAGAAUUUUCAAUGACAAAAGUCCGCAAAAAGCAUUGCAUGUCGCAGAGAUUAAACUUUAGACUACGUGCAAUGUAAUUACCGUUAUAUUCCAAUAAGCUCGUUAUAGCUGACACGAUUUUUAUUCGGGCCAAAAAUUUAUGUAACACGUGAGUGUGAAUUUUGAUGCUUUACUUGGUAUCUGUCCAUUUCCUGCGUCCGGCGUACAACUCAGUACCGAAUGACGUGUGCCACAGCAAACGUGGUCGAAAAACCAAUGUUUAACUGUGAUUUCUGAGUGAGAAAGUUGAUAAGGAGAGAGAGGGAGAGAGAGAGAGAGAUAGAGAGAGA